AUGCGCGAGCAAGAGCUUACUUCCUCAGGCCAUGCUAUCAAGGUGGCUCUCGAAAUUCUUGAAAGGUCGCUGAUGCAUCCGAAUUUCACGAAUGCCGGCGAGGUCGACAGUCUCCUAUACACGACGAAGACAAAUUAUGAAAGGAGACUACCAGCGAUGCCUAUAGCCAAUUUAGAUACCAAUGUAGACAUGGAAGCAGUGGAUUUCGACCCGGACCACGAUAGAGGAUCUCGAGUACUGGGAAAGGGCUCUGGCGAGUCUGUUUCCCAGGAGAUCAACUUCGAUAACACCUCCCUUGACGAUUGCAUCGCGUUGCUCGCCAAGGAGCUUGAAUUCAGCAGAUUUAUAAGCGAGGCGGGUUUCCUCACGAACCCGAGCCUCGCCGAAUACAGCAAAAUGACGAGGCUCUUCCAUUCGAUGCAGGCGAUCCCUAGCUGGAGCAACGCCCGCGACGUGAGGAACCUGUCGAAGAGGAUAAUAGGCGGGUUCCUCGAAUCUACCGAUUACGACUGCGCCCGCCAGGCCCGGCUCAUCCCCGCAGCCCACAUCACAACCUGCAUGCGGGAGAUGAUCACGUAGCAGCAAGAUCGCUACAGCGCCACGGCGCCAAAGGACGGAGCUUCUUCCUCCCCGCCGCCACCACUGCAACCAUCGUCAUCUUCCAGGGGCAUGGAGUGUCAUCCCAUGAUGUUCAACCCGCUACUAGCAACGCCACCUCCCCGCCACGGCUACCACUACCAGCGUACCUACCUAGAGCUGAGAGCAGCUUCUUUGCCACGAACAACAACAGUAGCUAGCGCCUCGGUGAGAACCCGCGGCCAGGCUCUAAACAGCUUCCUAGCAUCCCAUGCUACCGCCGCCGCCGCCGCCGUUCGCACAACGCUCGCAGCGUGCAAGGGGAGAACUUAGCAAGCUCCAGCAUCCGAGAAGAGGACGGGAUGCAUUUUAUGACGGAUGAGAAGGUCCAGGCGAAGUUAAUAUAAAAUAAGGGGCCUCUGGUC
Molecule: messenger RNA, 1001 nt
Organism: Daldinia caldariorum
Lineage: Eukaryota; Fungi; Ascomycota; Sordariomycetes; Xylariales; Hypoxylaceae
Exons: 2
Coding region: 1-579 (192 amino acids)
Source: RefSeq, a predicted model, not a curated record